Messenger RNA from Epinephelus moara (kelp grouper), 18501 nucleotides. It is a transcript of the gene hmcn2, whose product is annotated as hemicentin 2. The record is from RefSeq and is a predicted model, not a curated record. Gene Ontology annotation, molecular function: calcium ion binding; axon guidance receptor activity. NCBI's taxonomy places the organism in Eukaryota, Metazoa, Chordata, Actinopteri, Perciformes, Serranidae. The transcript has 81 exons. Gene Ontology annotation, biological process: synapse organization; homophilic cell-cell adhesion. The coding region runs from base 279 to 12878 and encodes 4199 amino acids. Gene Ontology annotation, cellular component: plasma membrane; axon; neuronal cell body.
UCAGAGCUCUCCAGGGGCUCUCCAACACAGAGCCAGUCCACACGCUCCUCCAAACUUUACGCACGGAUGUACUCCUGUGGAAGUAUUUUACUCUGGAUUUUAAUGUGUUUCAGCUGAGCUGUAUUGUUCCAGAUAUCGUUUCUACCGAUUGGAAGCAGUCCCAGACUUUGCAUAGCUUUGAAAUCUGAACUUUUUUUUGAAACUUUCUACAAGUUUUUAAAUUGUUUUUAUGUGAUUCGCCUCAUUCCAGCAGACAGAUGCACUAAAUCUUAGAAAAAAUGACCGUCUUAUUAAAGUGCCUAGUCUUGGCGCUCUGUGUCGGCGCGCACAGGCUCUUGGCAGUCCCCCGAGCUGAGGAGGAUGAUGGAUCCGGUGACAGCGCCUCGACCCUGGCCUUUGUGUUCGAUGUUACCGGCUCCAUGUACGACGAUCUGAAACAGGUGAUAGAGGGCGCCUCACGGAUCUUGGAGAAGACUCUCAGCCGGAGGACCAGACCCAUUAAAAACUUUGUCCUGGUCCCCUUCCAUGACCCAGAUAUCGGCCCCGUGUCCAUCACCACCGACCCAACGAAGUUCCAGCAGGAUCUGCAAGAGCUGUUUGUCCAGGGUGGGGGUGACUGCCCUGAGAUGAGCAUAGGAGCCAUAAAGAAAGCCUUGGAAGUUUCUCUGCCUGGAUCCUUCAUCUACGUGUUCACUGACGCCAGAGCCAAAGACUACCGCCUGAAAAGAGAUGUUCUGCAGCUGGUGCAGCUCCGUCAAUCACAGGUGGUAUUUGUGCUGACCGGGGACUGUGGCGACCGCUCUCAGCCUGGCUACAGGGCCUACGAGGAGAUCGCUGCCACCUCCUCUGGACAAAUCUUUCACUUGGACAAGCAACAGGUUAACGAGGUUUUAAAGUGGGUAGAGGAGACAGUGCAGGCCCUGAAGGUCCACCUGCUUUCCUCCAACCAUGACAGUGCCCAGGAAAACAAGUGGGAAGUGCCCUUUGACCCCAGCCUUCGCGAGGUCACUGUGUCACUUAGCGGACCAGCACCGCAAAUUGAGCUCAGCGAUCCAUUCGGUCGCGUAGUGGGUGUAGAGCAGGGCCUGAAAGAACUGUUGAACAUUCCCAACUCCGCCCGUGUCGUCAACCUGAAGUUUCCCAGACCUGGGGCUUGGAAACUGAAGGUGAGUUGCAGUGGCCGCCAUACGCUGAGGGUCACAGGAGUCAGCAACCUAGACUUCCGAGCUGGCUUUUCCAGUGUACCAGUUUCAGAGUUCAAUCACACCAGAGAGAGGCCAAUAAAAGGACUUCCAGCCCACGUUUUGCUGAAAUGUACAGGCCUGAAGCCUCCAGGUCAGCUCAGCCAUGUGGAGCUCAUGUCAGGCUCAGGCCGCUCCCUACGCACCAUCCCCGCGCCUCUGCCCUCUGACCUCGGCCAACAAGGACUGUGGAGUCUACCAGAGUUCCGCACUCCCUCCCAGAGCUUCUUCAUCAAGGUGACAGGCAAAGACGAGGAGGGCUACCGAUUCCAGAGGCUGUCCAGUGUCUCCUACACAAACAUCGUUCCAGAUCCCCCAGCCGUGAGCAUGCCUGAAGUGGUGAAGGGCUUCUACAUGCAGCCUGCUGUGAUCGGCUGCACGGUGGAAAGUGACAUCCCAUACAGGCUAAGAUUUACCAGAAGUGGGAUUUCACUUGGAGAGGAGAAGUUCUUUCAGAAUUCUGCCAUAGCAUCAUGGGAGAUUGCCCACGCGUCAGCUGAGGAUGAAGGCCUGUAUGAGUGCAUAGCGCAGAGCAGCGCAGGACAGGGACGUGCCUUAACACACUUGACUGUUCGAGAGCCUCCUCCGGUCCUGAAGCCUGCAGUGAAUGUGACUUCCUCUGUGGGAGUCGUGGCUGUGCUGUCCUGCCAGGUGGAAGGCUCCAUGCGCCACAACUUGACCUGGUACAGAGCGGGUCGUAUCAUCCGGGCCCGGGCGGGGAGGGUGAGGCUGCUGUCCGACUCGUCCCUGCAGAUCAGUGGGGUGCGGACUCAGGAUGCUGGGGAGUACCGCUGUGUGGCGACCAAUGCUCACGGAGAGAGCAGAAUCAACGUGUGGCUCCUCGUCCCAGAGGCUCCUUCUGUGGUAGUUCACCCCCAGGGCCAGGCUUUCUCCAGAGGGGACGAGAUCCGCCUCGUCUGCUCGGCGUCCGGCUCCCCUCCUCCCCAGCUCUUCUGGAGCCAUGGAAACAUGUUCCUCACUAAUCGGCCGAGGCUAAGUCUACACCAACAUGGAGUUCUGACCAUUAGAGGGGCCCUCCCAGAGGAUGCUGGGAACUAUACAUGUUUGGCCACCAAUGAGGCUGGGAGUGCCUCUCAGUCUGUGUCACUUACUUUUGCAGAGGUUCCUAGAAUAACAGUGGCACAGCAAAUCGUACUUGUAUCUGUUGGUGGUGAUGCGACUCUGGAGUGUCAGGCCACAGGCAUCCCCCCUCCCCUUGUUCACUGGUUCAAAGGUGAGCUUGAGGUUGGCUCUGCUCCUUUCGUCGAGCAGGAUGUACACCGCGGGACCCUUCACAUUCGAGGGGUGCAGGAGGUCGAUGCCGGUCAGUACAGCUGUGUGGCUAGCAGCUCUGCCGGAACCUCCGCUGGUACUGUCACUCUGGAGGUUGGAGCGGGCCCAUUGUUCUCGGAGGCACCAACUGACACGACAGCUAACGUAGGGGAGAACAUCACCCUCCCCUGCGUUGCCCGAGGUUUCCCGCAGCCUACGGUGACCUGGCGCAGACAGGACGGCAGACAGAUUCUUACAAGGACAGACAGCCACAGUAGAACAAUGCAGCUAGAGAGCGGACAUCUUCUAAUCCAGAGUGUCUGGCUGGAUGAUGAAGGGCUGUACAUCUGCGAGGCCAAGAACCAGUUUGGAACCAUUACAAUGGAGGCCAGAGUUAGUGUCACUGGACUGGAGCCCCCUCUCCUGGCCCAAGGUGCCCCACUCAUCACUACUGGCAUUGGUCAGUCCCUGAGUAUCCCAUGCAUGCUGCUGGAUGGAAUACCUCUUCCAGAAAGACACUGGUACCAAAAUGGAAAACCUGUUCAGUUGAAUGGGAGGAUGUUUGUGAGGAGUGAUGGCAGUUUGUACAUUGAAAGAGCCACCCCAGAGGAUGCUGGGACAUAUGUCUGCACUGCAGUGAAUGUAGCAGGCUCCAUGAACAUCACAGUCAGCCUGGAGGUCCAUGUGCCCCCUGAGAUCAACGCCGGUCCGUACCACUACAUAGCUAACGAAGGCGUAGCCAUCACACUAUCAUGUGAGGCCAGUGGAGUUCCCAAGCCAAAUAUUGUCUGGUCCAAGGGGAGGCAGCCUCUGCCAAGGGACCACUCCUCUCUGCGGUCUGACCCUGAUGGAUACCUCCACAUCCCCCACCCCACCACUGACGAUGCAGGCAUCUACAUCUGCACCGCCACCAGUCCUGUGGGCUACGCAAGCCGAGAAAUCCAGCUCAGUGUCAACACCACACCUAAGAUAGUGGGUGUGAGUGGCCAUGACAACAUAGUGAAGAUGGCUGCAGAAGUGGGGACAGAGAUUGUUCUCCCAUGUGAGGCCCAGGGGAGUCCCUCUCCACUAGUCACAUGGAGCAGAAAUGGGCAUCCCAUCCCCCCCGUCACAGCUGGGUUCACUGUUUUGCCUUCAGGCUCUCUGAGGAUCACUGAUGUGCGCCUGAUUGAUAGUAAACUGUACACUUGCACUGCAGAAAACCCAGCAGGAAACGUGUCCCUAAGCUACAAUUUACACAUUCAAGCUAAGCCCAGAAUUCAGCCAGCACCCUCUCUCCUGAAAGCCCUGAUUGGCCAAAGGGUGACUCUGCCAUGUGUGGUCCAGGGAGAGCCAAGCCCUGAGGUCAGUUGGUUUCACAAUGGACUUCCUGUUGGGGUCAAGAACACCACACCCCUCAGGAUUCAGCAGGUUGGCCUGGCUAACCAGGGCACUUACCAGUGUGUGGCCAGAAACAGCGCUGGACAGGAGACUUUGGAGAUCAAGCUGGAAGUUCUUGAGGCCCCGUCCUUUGCCGAACCUGGAGAUGCCAUCAUGGAGAAAGUAGCAAACAGCAAGGUCAUCAUCCCUUGCCCUGCUGAAGGUUCACCUCAUCCCAAGGUGCGCUGGUUCAAGAACGGCCUGGAGAUACACCCCGAACAAUCAGAGCUUUCUGUGGCGAGGGAUGGAGCUCUCAUAAUUAGCACAGCGUCUGCCAGCCACAGCGGGGACUUCAAGUGUGUGGCAACCAAUGAGGCAGGCUCUGUGGAGAGAAAGACAAGGCUGAAAGUGAAUGUUCCCCCAGAGAUCCAAGAUGAUGGGCAGCCACUGAACCUCACUGUCACCUUGAAGCAGCCUCUCACUCUGGGCUGUGAUGCUUUUGGGAUCCCCUCCCCAACAAUCACCUGGACUAAAGAUGGUCAUCCUGUGGACAGUCCUGGGGUCUAUCUGCAGAACGGGAACAGGCUGCUGAGAAUGUACAGAGUUCAGCCAGAACAUGCAGGAAGAUUUGCAUGCACAGCUCAAAACUCAGCUGGGGAGGCCCGCAGAGAAUAUCACAUUGUGGUGCAAGCUCCGCCAGUGAUCUCAGGAACAUCCCGACUGCAGGAAUUAACUGCGGAACUGGGCCAGGAGGUGGAGUUUCAGUGUCGCGUUAGUGGACGACCAGCACCCAGAGUGGAAUGGAGCCGCGAUGGAGAGGUUCUGUCCCGUGAUGGAGACCCACAUGUGGAGUUUCUGGAAGAUGGCCAGGUGCUGAAGGUGAAGUCAGUGAGACUGAGGGACCAGGGGCUUUACCAGUGUCUGGCCAGAAACAACGCAGGAACUCAGAUGCGCCAGUUCAGACUCACAGUGCAAGCUCCCCCCACCAUCAAGGGCCCAAAUGAGACCUCAGAGGUGUCAGUGGUGCUGGGUUUCCCCACAGUCCUCCCCUGUGAUGUUGAGGGCUCACCCACACCCAGCAUCACCUGGCUAAAGGACAACCAGCCUAUCGUGUCCAGCCCCCAGUCGACAUACACCCGUGGCGGGCAGGCGCUGCGACUGGGUUCAGCGCAGGGAGACAGCACUGGCCUCUACACAUGCAGAGCCACGAAUCCAGCCGGCACCGCCAUCAAACACUAUUCCCUGAGCGUUCUAGUUCCACCACAGAUAGAAGGCGACCCUAUGUCCUUAACGUUUGGUGGUAAGGAAGAGAAAGUACGGAUCAAUGGGACUUUGACUCUCUCCUGCCUGACCAAAGGUUUCCCUGAACCCAAGGUUAAUUGGUUCAAAGAUGGACAGUUGCUGACUGGAACCUUCCAUGCCGGCAUUCAGGAGAGUGGCCACGUCCUCGUCAUAGAGAACGCAAUGCUGUCCCAUGAGGGACAGUACACCUGCGUGGUCACCAACUCUGCAGGAGAGGACAAGAGAGACUUUCAUGUCACCAUUCAGGUUCCUCCAAUCUUUCACGGGGUGACAAAUAGAGAAGCAUCCUGGGGUCUAGGACACGAGGGUGAUGAUAACGAGGACAUGAUAGAGAAGAGGGAGGUGGUCCUGGGCCAUCCAAUCAGCCUGUCCUGUGAGAGUAAUGCCAUCCCUCCUCCCAAGCUCAGCUGGUACAAAGAUGGACGGAAACUCACGUCUGCCGAUGGAGUGGUGCUGCUUCCAGGUGGACAGGUGCUACAAAUCGCCCGAGUGCAAAAAGAAGAUGCUGGAAGGUAUACAUGUCAGGCUGUUAAUGAGGCUGGAGAGGACCGCAUGCACUUUGAGCUGGAGAUCCUAAUCCCGCCUGUGAUCAUGGGAGCAUCUGAGGAGUUUAUGGAGGAAAUGGGAGCAGUGGUCAACAGCUCUGUGGUCCUUCACUGCGAUGUGACCGGGCACCCUGCUCCAGUCAUCUCCUGGCUGAGAGACGGGCAGCCGGUGCACACAGACACACAGCACCACAUCAGUGAGGAUGGGACUCAGCUGCAGCUCCUCAGUGUCCAGGUGUCAGACAUGGCUGGGUAUUUGUGUGUGGCUGAGAACAAGGUUGGAACAGUUGAGAAGCUCUUUAGUCUGACAGUGCAAGUGCCUCCAAAAAUAAUUGGCGUGAAGGAGGAAGAGGUUAGUGUAAUUGAAGGCCACAUGGUGUCGAUGCUGUGUGACGUCCAGGCGUACCCUCCUCCAGAGAUCACCUGGACCAGAGAUGGGCAGAUCCUCCACUUCAGCACGGGCAUCCACAUUCUACCAGGUGGCCAGAUGCUACAGUUGCCCCGGGCAAAGCUGGAAGAUGCAGGGCAAUAUGUAUGCACAGCCACCAACUCAGCCGGCCAAGACCAGAAGAGUAUUGUCCUCAGUGUUUAUGUCCUGCCCACCCUGAAGCCUCGUCUGGAUGCUGAGUCAGACUUGGUCACCCCGCAAGUUGGCUCCUCGGUCACACUCAGAUGUGAAGCACACGGUGUUCCUGAGCCCGAGGUCACGUGGUACAAGAAUGGGCUGCAACUGGCCGCAGGGAACGGGCUAAAGAUGGAUCCUCAUCAGCUGGAGAUCAUAGGAGUUCAGAUGGCAGAUGGUGGCACUUACACCUGCAAAGUAUCCAAUGUGGCUGGACAGGUGGACAGGACAUUCAGACUGACUGUUCAUGUUCCACCUGUCCUGGACGGGCCUCUGCACGAGUCCCUAAACUACACCCUUGGCUCACAUGUGGCUCUGCUGUGUGAGGCCUCGGGGGUCCCUGUGCCCAGCAUCACUUGGCUCAAGGAUGGAACUCCUAUUGAGAGCAGUCUGCAGUGGCAGUGGUCCGUUCGCGGGAACAGGUUGGAGCUGGGGCCCCUCACUCUUUCUCAUAGUGGCACAUACACCUGUGUGGCCAAGAACGGCGAGGGACACACACAGAAAGACUACACACUCACAGUGCAGGUAUCGCCUACGAUCCUGGACUCUGAACACCCAUCUGAUGUGAGUGCACCCUUGGGAGAGGAGCUGACCCUGGAGUGCAGAGCAACUGGAAUCCCCACACCACGCCUCAGCUGGCUGAAAGAUGGAGUGACUUUAGAGGGAUCAGACGCCCGUCACAUCGCUGUGACCCCUGAUGGCAGCACGCUAACAUUACUGAGGCUGAGUCCCGAGGAUUCUGGGACAUACACCUGUUUGGCUGCCAGCCCAGCUGGACAGGAGAGCAAAAUCUAUACCCUCUUCGUCCUAGUCCCACCAUCCAUCUCUGGUGAGACAACUGCCCCCAGAGAGGUGCAGGUGACACAGGACAGUGUUGUGACUCUGGAGUGUCAGACGACAGGAAACCCUCCACCUCAGAUCAGCUGGCUGAGGAACGGGCGACCUCUGCUUCUCUCUCCUCGCACACGGCUCCUAUCUGGUGACUCUGUGCUGAGGAUUUCUCCUGUGCAGCUGUCUGACUCUGGACUUUACACAUGCGUGGCGCGCAGUCGGGCAGGUCUUGCUGAGCUCAGCUAUGAUGUCCAGGUCCAAGUGCCCCCUGGUGUGGAUCAUGUUGAACCAGUGGAGCCAGUCACAGUAGUCCAGGGGUCCUUGGUGACAUUAACUUGCGAAGCACGUGGCAUACCCCCUCCAACACUGACUUGGAUGAAAGACGGCCAGCCACUGUCCCUUCACCGCAACCUGCUGCUGGAUGGACAGGAGACACGGCUGCAGCUGCCUGACGUGGCGCCUUCAGAUGCAGGCCUCUACAGCUGUGUGGCUAGUAAUCAGGCUGGAAGCAGCACAAAGAGCUUUAACCUCACUGUACUCGAGCCUCCAAAGAUAUCCAGCUCCAGCUCUCCAGAGGAGCUGACCAUAGCAGUGAAUAGUCCACUGGAGCUGGAGUGCUUUGCUGUGGGGGUCCCACCUCCCACCCUCAGCUGGCUCAAAGAUGGUCGCCCAUUAGAAGGAACUGACAUUGUCCAGCAGGAUGGGCACUUUAUCAGGAUUAGCAAAGUUCAGGUCGAGGAUGCAGGUCUGUACACCUGCUUGGCCAGCAGCCUGGCUGGAGAGGAUGGGAAAAACCACUGGGUCCGAGUCCAAGUCCCACCAACCCUCCUUGGCUCUGGUGAUGUGAGGACAGUGACAGUACCAGCUAAUGGACAUCUGACCUUGGAGUGCCUGGCUGACAGUGACCCCCCUCCUGAUAUAGAGUGGUACAAGGAUGAGGCCAAACUGCAGCUGGGUAGUCGUAUCCAGCGGCUGGCUGGCGGUCAGUACCUGGAGAUACAGGAAGUCAGGCCUGAGGACAGCGGCCAGUACAACUGCGUGGUCACCAACAUGGCUGGAAGCACCAGUCUGUUUUUCACAGUGGAGAUUCUCUUACCACCUGUAAUAAAGGAGAGCAGCUCAGUGGUGACCGCACAUGUCGGCCAAGAUGCAGUUUUACCUUGUGAGGUUGAAGGUGACUCUUCAGCGACAGUCAUGUGGAGGAAAGAUGGCUUCCCUGUAACUCAAGAUAACAAAAAGUUCACCAUGUUGUCAGAGGGCUCCUUGCGUGUACAUGGGGUUCAGCUGAAUGAUGCUGGUCGCUACUACUGCACUGUGUCCAACCAGGCUGGCUCAGAUCACAGAGGAGUGGAUCUACGAGUGUUUGUGGGUCCUUCAAUUAGUCCGGGUCUCUUCAAUGUGACAGUAACCACAGGGAUUAGAGCUGUGCUGAGCUGUGAGACGACAGGUAUACCCCCACCUACAGUAUCCUGGAAGAGGAAUGGCACGCCACUCGAUAUCAGCCAGCAGCCUGGUGCAUACAGGUUACUGUCCUCUGGGUCCCUGGUCCUUUUAACACCGUCCACUGAGGAUGAAGGUUACUUUGAGUGCACUGCUGUUAAUGAUGUAGGAGAGGAGCGCAGGGUCAUUGAGGUCAUCCUGCAAGUCCCACCGUCUAUUGAAGAUGAUGUCACGACGGUCACAGCUGUGAAAAUGUCUCCUGUGGUGUUGCCUUGUCACGUACAAGGACGCCCUGAGCCCACUGUCACCUGGACCAAGGGUGGAGCCAAACUGGGUGCCAGAGGAGGAAGUUAUCGUGUCCUUCCCACUGGAGUGUUGGAGAUAACUGCUGUUUUGCCAAGCCAUGCUGGCAGGUACACAUGCUCAGCCCGCAACCCAGCUGGAGUGGCUCACAAACACAUCUCUCUCUCUGUGCAAGAGCCCCCAGAGAUUAGGCCAAUGGCAGAGGAGGUACAAGUGGUGUUGCAUCAUGGGACCAUUCUGCCUUGUGAGGUUCAAGGAUUUCCCAGACCGUCCAUAACCUGGCAAAGAGAGGGAGUUCCUAUAGCAACAGGUCACAGGCUUGCUGUUCUUUCAAAUGGAGCUCUGAAGUUUUCUCGUGUGACGCUGGGUGAUGCAGGGACCUAUCAGUGCCUGGCAAAGAGUGAUGCUGGUGUGGCUGUGGGUAGGACCAAGCUAGUCCUCCAAGUUCCACCCGUGCUGAGCGUGCCUCGUGUAGAGUACUCUGCAGUGCUUGGCCAGCCAGUCAGUCUGGAGUGUGCGGCUGACGGACAGCCUCAACCUGAAGUAACUUGGCACAAGGAGAGGAGGCCUGUGGUUGACGGCGCUCAUAUACAUAUCUUUGCCAAUGGAACCUUGGCAAUAAUUUCUACCCAACGCAGUGAUGCAGGCCUCUACACAUGUACUGCCAAAAAUCUCGCCGGCAGAGCCAGCCACGACAUGAGGCUGGUUAUUCAAGUGCCACCCAUGAUUCCUCCUGCUCAGACAGACCUGUCAGUCAUUCAAGGAUUUCAGGCACUGCUGCCGUGUGCUGCUCAGGGCUCACCAGAGCCCAGAGUCACAUGGGAGAAGGAUGGGGCCGUUGUGCCCAACCUUCCAGGCAAAUUCACUGUCCUGAGAUCAGGAGAGCUGAUCAUCGAGAGGGCUGAGCCAGGGGAUGCUGGCAUGUUUACAUGCGUAGCCACUAAUGCAGCAGGCUCUGCAAGACAAGACAUUCGCCUGUCCAUCAACAUGAGGCCUGCCUUCAAGGAGCUGCCAGGUGAUGUAACCCUGAACAAAGGGCAGAGUCUGGCCUUGUCUUGCCACGCUCAGGGGACACCUUCUCCUGUCAUCUCCUGGACUGUCAACAACAGUCCUUACUCAGGUUCCACUAUUGAUGAGGCUGGCAGGAGCUCCGUGCUCAUUGACAACGUAACCACGAGUGACGCAGGGACCUACGUGUGCAUAGCAGAAAACAGCGUGGGGUCCAUCCGAGCGCUCUCAUUUGUCCGUAUCAGAGAGCCUCCCGUGUUGAAGGGUGAAGCCCACAUGUCUCAGACGGUCAUCCAGGGUGGCUCUGCUAUGCUCGACUGUCCAGUCCAUGGAGACCCCAGCCCAGUCCUCCGCUGGCUCCGGGAUGGAAAACCACUGCUCCGCUCCCUCAGGAUGCAAGCACUUCACAAUGGAUCUCUGGUCAUUUACAGCAUCAGUGCUGCAGAUGAAGGGGAGUACCAGUGUGUUGCUGAGAGUGAGGCUGGAACAGCUGAAAGGACCAUUGCUCUCAAAGUUCAGAUCAAUGGAGGCUACUCGACCUGGGAGGAAUGGGGUCCAUGCAGUAGCACCUGUGGACAAGGCUUUCAAGAACGAAUCAGGCUGUGCAACAACCCGGAACCAGCCAAUGGUGGUCGAUCAUGCAGCGGUCCCAGUAUCGACUCUAGGAAAUGUCAAGCUGGUCUCUGUCCAGGAGAAACUCCCCGCAAGACCAGAGGCAGCCUGAUAGGCAUGGUGAACGAGAGAGAGUUUGGCGUGUCCUACCUAGAGGCCAACAUCACAGACAGUGUUGAGGAUGGGAGCAGCACUAUGCAGGCACGCCUGGACAACAUCCCUCCCAGUGUGGGUCCCUUGUUGCGGGUGUUGGUGUCUGCUUUUGCUCCCAUCUACUGGACCACUGUGCUACAGAGUGGAGACACCAGAAACGGCUACUCCUUCACUGAGGGCCAGUUUAGACAGGAGUCUCAGCUGGAGUUUGAGACUGGGGAGAUCCUCCGUUUGACCCAUGUUGCCAGAGGUCUGGAUUCAGAGGGAGUUUUACUGAUUGACAUUGUAAUUAACGGAUUUGUACCUCCUUCAUUAACAUCAUCUCAUCUGACCCUACAGGAGUUUGAUGAGUCAUAUGUGCAGACGGGCCAGGGGCAGCUGUACUCGUGGUCAUCACAGACCCACCAGAGAGGAGGAAACCCCAUGGUGCUGCGCUGUAAUCACACCAUUAUUUAUGAGGGCCAGGAGGAGCGCCAGGGCCCUCUGCUCCAGCUGCUCAAGGUCUCCGGGUUGAACAGCGUGUACAACAUGUUUACUCUCACUUUGGACUUCCAUAUCACUGCCAAUCUUCUCAUACCAGAUGGUUAUGGAGACACAUGCCCAAAAGGUUUCGUUCUUGACACAGCCUCCUACUGUGCUGAUGAAGACGAGUGUGCGCUCCAGUCUCCCUGUUCUCACUCAUGCAACAACAUCAUGGGAGGCUUUUCCUGUGCCUGUCCCUCUGGCUUCACCAUCUCUACAGAGACCAACACAUGCCAAGAUAUUGAUGAGUGUUCCCAGGGCUCACACAUGUGCCACUACAACCAGCAGUGUGUCAACACAGUGGGCACAUAUCGCUGCCAGGCCAAGUGUGGACCAGGAUUUAAGCCCAGCAUCACAGGAACCAGCUGUGAAGAUGUGGAUGAGUGCCAAGAGUCUGCUCUCUCCCCAUGCCAGCAUCAGUGUCUCAAUUCCCUGGGCUCCUUCCGCUGUCUCUGUCACCCUGGAUACCAGCUAUCAGGACAUCGUUGCAUUGACAUCAAUGAGUGCAUGAGAAACGUCUGCCCGGCUCACAAGGAGUGCCGCAACACAGAGGGAGGAUACCAGUGUUUCGACAGCUGCCCAGCUGGCAUGACCAAAUCAGAGAACGGAGCCUGCAUGGAUAUUGAUGAGUGCCAGGAUGGAAGUCACAUGUGUCGCUACACCCAGAUCUGUCAAAACACAAUCGGAGGUUACGGAUGUGUGUGUCCCAGAGGUUACCGAUCUCAGGGAGUGGGCCUGCCAUGUCUGGACAUCGACGAGUGCCAGCAGACGCCAAACCCUUGUGCCUACCAGUGCCGCAAUGUGCCUGGCAGCUUUAGAUGCCUGUGCCCUCCUGGCACUGUGCUGCUUGGAGACGGGCGCUCCUGUGCGGGGCUGGAGAGACGGCAGACCUUCACCAACGGUACCAGAGUCAGGGCAAGGCUCCGCCCACAGCUGGUGUCGUCUCUCGGCAGGCCGAUCCUCUCCCGUACUCACGGAGUAUCUCGCACCACCAGACAGAGCUGUCCUGUGGGGUACACCAACAGAGACGGCACAUGUGUUGAUGUAGAUGAGUGUCUGUUCAGGAAGCCAUGUCAACACGAGUGCAGAAACACCAUUGGCAGUUUCCAGUGCUCAUGUCCCCCUGGUUAUCAGCUCUUACCCAAUGGCAGGAGCUGUAAAGACAUCGAUGAAUGUGUGGAACAAGGUAUCCAGUGUGGACACAAUCAGAUGUGUUUUAAUACCAGAGGGGGAUACCAGUGCCUGGAUACACCCUGCCCUGCAUCCUAUCAGACUGGACGAAGCCCUGGGACGUGCUACAGGCCUUGCUCUCUGGACUGUGCCACGGGAGGCUCUCCUCUGCUCUUACAGUACAAACUGCUCACACUCCCCUCUGGCAUUCCAGCCAGUCACAAUGUGGUACGACUGUCAGCUUUCUCUGAGUCAGGCGUCCUGCAAGAGCGUACAUCUUUUACCAUACUUGAGCAGGAAUCAGUGACGGGUGCACUGGGCCGAAUGUUUGGCAUCAGAGACGAGGCAGGCAGGGGGAUCAUCUUCACCCUGAGAGCUCUUAACAGACCAGGACUAGUGCGCCUCAAGGUGCAGGCCACCACCAUCUCGCUGCAGGGCCGCAUUACCUACCAGAGCAUCUUCAUCAUCUACAUCUCCAUCUCAACGUACCCCUACUGAGCCUCUAUGCUGCUUUACAAAUGACUUUGCUGCCCAGUGGCCUCUGGAUGCCUCUUACUCACAAGGCAACUGCCCCAAAACCCUGUGCCUUGGACACAUUAGGCCAUGCAAAUAAGCUCUAAUAUACAAGAGAGGGUGGACAUGGUUAGUAAGUGGAUCGCUUGAAGAUACGUACCCCCCUCUGUGACUGAAAUGUCAAAGUGGGAAAAGUCCUGUAAGAGAAAAGACCUUUUUUCCCCAAAUGCUGAUUAGAUUUUGUUGAAUUAAAGUGGAAACAGACAACACCCCCAUGUUUCCAAGUAUUAUUGGUGCCUGUGCUGCUGUCACAAAGACAACUAGAUUGCUUUCUGUUUUCUCAGAGUCUAAUAACUUCCAACGACACAAGAGACACUGCAUUUUGUUUUCCCACAGUUACUUUGGUAUUUCCAUUGUCCGCCAUUUCCGCUACUGAGAACAGUAGCUGCAAAGAUACUCACUGGGGAAAUCACUGAUAGCUACCAGGGAAAACAAAAGUGCUAUCUUCUUCUUGUUUUGGUUGCACAAUCGAGAAGGUAUAACUGCAGCUGAAGCAGCUACAUGACCCACCCCAUCUACAUGUCAGUCCACAAUCAGCCCCUUUGCUCUUUGGCCUGGAAGCGGAAGACCUAACAAUUUGCUAAGUUAGCGAUUGGCUAGCUAUGAAGUAUUACUUAAAAAAAAAAAAAGAAAAAAAGAGGCGGCUGAGGUUAGGGUAAGGGGAGGGAUUGCAUCUCCUUACUUAUAAAGUAAAUCACGUUUUCAUGUGUUGUGGAUAAUUGCUGCAUUUAGUCUCAUGUAUUCAUUACAGUGUAGUGGGCGUGGCUUGUAGGGGGCGUGUAGGGGUGUGUCAUGUACGCUGUAAACGAAAUGUGUCUGCAGCUAUACAUGUCUCUGCAAUGGAGCCGUAAAUUGAGUCUUCGUUUUUCAGGAGAUUGUACCCUGUGUCAGACAGGACCGCAAAGUGAAAAAGAGGCUAACAGGGAACCAACCUAAACACACAUGGUGUCAUUGUUCCAUAGGCAUUACGUUGUGCAAUCAACAUUUACUUCAUAAUUAAAGCAAAAAACUUGUCUGUUUCCACUUUAAGCAGAACCUACUCUGGUGAAAAAAAUCUGAACUGACGAACAUGCUGGAUGAACAAUUAUUUUGUUCAUUUAUUUACUAUUCGGGGAAAAUCUUUCUAAUCAAUAUCUGAAAAUGCAGAAUGGAAAAAAAUGUAAUGUCAAUCAAGCACUGAAGUUAUUUUGUAUCCAUCAGGAACUACCACAACUUUUUUUAUGUUCUGCUAUCUAUCAUUGUUUGUUUAAAUUUCUAUCUAAUUCUGGGACAGAUUUAUUCUCAUAUGAAAAUAUGUUUGCAGCCCACACUUGAAAAUAUAAGUCUUUCAACAGUUAUGAAACUGUACAAUGUUUUCCCUACUAUUUUAAUUUAUUUAAGUCAUUUGAACAUAUGAAUGGUUCAAACAACCUCCAGUCCUAGAAGGUUUGAAUUAAUAAGGAUCUACUAGCUUUGUGAUGACAAACCUUCAAUGGCACACUGUAACAAUGGCUUAUAGCUAGCGACAUUGUUUCAUCUAUCGUCUGUGUUUUUAUACUCUUUUUAUAACACUUUUUAUCACGUUUAAAGUUUAAAGGUGCUAAUCUGAAUGUACUUGAGUAUUUUAAAUACUCACCACAGAGUUGGACUGCACUUCCAGUUUCUGCAGUGUGACAUUAGCUACACAAUGGCAUGUUUUUCCUGCAUUCAUGACACAUUUUAAUACUCAUUUCAACAAAAAGUUGGUGUUCAGUAAUCAAACAUGUGUCAUUAAUGUACAAAUCUGAGAAGGGAAAUUAUAUUACAACUAUAAAAUGCCACAAAUUGCAGUAAAAAUGUUUGCUCUACUCCUGCAGAUUAAACACACGUUUCCUUGUUGCUGUAAAUGAGUGUCAAAUAUUUGUAGAAAUAAAAUGGACAACACUUUUGUUAUUGUCUGUUAUUACCAUAGCAUAGCAUAGCCUCAGUCAAGCUUGAUCCUAUCCUGCCAUAGACUCUAGAUUAACAUUUUAUAAAUGGCAUGUUGCAGCUGACAAAGAAAACUGCUGCAGACAGUUAUUAAUCGAGAGAGGAGCUGAUGCACAACAACUCAGGAAAAGCAAUUUGGCCAUCAAGUUAAUAAAUGAUGCAUUAACCCUGAGAACUGACAAUCUGGCUUUUAGAUCAUUUCUCCUCUGCCCUACUCUGACCCCAACCCUCAGUUAACCUUAAAUCAUUUCCUUCCUACUCUGUUCUGAGAACGCAGUAAAGUGGUUGAUGGUGUUGUCUCUCUGACCUGUGUCUUGUCAAUCAGUCUUUGUAGUUAAAUGUAUAAAAUGUUCAGUGUUUGAAAUAGCUGUUUGCUCACUCAAAAGUGCUUAGCAUCAAAGCCAAAAGCAGACUGACUUCUGAUCUUAUAAUGCGCUUAAAAAUAAAGAUUUUGACAUUUACAUUGAUACAAUGCCAGAAAGUCAUAUCACCAGUUGGCUUGUUUACUUUGGAAACAUCUGUAGUACAUGGUCUUUGGCUCAGGUAGUACCUCAGCUGCUCAGUAGAUGGAGCAGGGUUUAGGUUGUUGUCAAAAUGUCUCAAGACUGACUAGAAGAUCAACUGUUGGGCCCUCAGUGCUCUGGGUGUAUUGUUGGUCUCUUAGCUGUCAUCACUGUCAUAUGUCGAGCUGCUGUUUGUAAUAACUGUCAACGCUGAGUAGAUCGAUCUCCACAGGAGGGAGUUUCAACAACAUUCCACUUAAGGCUCAACUAUACUCAUUUUAGGUCCUACAGUUGAUAAGUCCAUUUCAAACACUGUGACUGUCACUGCCCACAUACUGCCAUGCCUCCUUUACGUUGGCAUGGACACAUCCACUAGACACUGACUAAAGGGAACUGGAGGACAGCGGUCUCACGUGGACCUCCACUUUUCCUUUGCUACCUUCCAAUUCACAUCUAAUUUCCAUCCAAUCUCCUCCCAGCUGUUCCGCAGUAACUGUUUGUCCCUGUGUCCAACAAAGUAACAUCAUGUCUAAAUGUUUAAAGGAAUACUUUGACCCCCAAAUUACCUUUCGUAUAUCAGUUACUUACUUACCCCGUGUUACAUUUAAUUCGUAAAGAAAACUUGUUCUUCCAUACCUUCACAGUGAAUAUAAUAAGGAAUCCAAAAAAAAGAAGAAAAAAAAAAGAAAAUCUUGAUUAAUUAAAGUUAUAGGGAUCCACGUUUAACAAAAGCAAAACUAUAUCAAAACAUCUGUUUAAAAACUCACAUUACUCAUACAGUAUCAUCCAAGUCUCAUUUGUCCAGUCACAUGCUCAGUGCUUUCCAGACAGAUGAUGCUUUCCGCCAGGAAAGUGAAUGGAAAAUUGAAACUUAAUCUAUGUUAAGCAGUAUCUUUACCACGACAACAUGAGUUGCUGGCCAACCGUUGCCUUGGUCAGUUAAUUUGUCUGUGUUAUUGUGUGACUUUGGUGUUUUAAAGGGCGAGUUAGGACUCAAAGUCACACAGUGACAUAAACAAACUUCCGAUCGAGGCAGUGGUAGACCAGCAGCUCCUGUGUUUAGCAAGGUAAAAUGACUUUGGCACAAUCCCAAUACCCCCUCUUGUCCACUACCCCUUAGCCCUUGGCCCUACCCGUCGCCCUUGCCCACUACCCCUUGGCCCUCAAAUGAAGCAACGAGAGGUAGGGGUUGGAAUCUUUCCCUAGGAAUUGGGACACCACUCACUACGUCACCGCGUCGGUUACGUUCACACAUACGUAACUAUUUUAAACAGGAAGCUGCGAGCCAUCUACAUUUCCAACCGGCAUCUACAAUGGAGUCUCCAGUUGAGUUCAUCCUACCGAUCACGUUUGCUGUAUUCAUCAUGCUUCGUUUGAUGACCCGACAGACGACGGGGACUUCUGCUAGCUAGCUAGCUAACCAGCUAACAUUACGAGGCAGCAUAGUUAAACUAGCUGGCGUGUUAUCGUAAUGUGAAAAAUCCGACAAUUUUGCAGAACAGGACAGAUGACAGACGCCAGAUAGUGCGAGCUAGCUAGCUAGCUAACAAGCAACCUGACGACGGUAACGUUAGCAAUGUAUGAACUUUUUCCCCCGUCUCUUGCUCGGUGGUAGCCAUGGCGACGUCUACCCCUCGCUGGCAAGUCAGCAACUGAAAUCCCUCGCUCCGAAGGGCUAGUUUCAUACCCACUACCCCUCGUUAUGCCCCCUACCCCUACACGCAAAAAGGAAUUGGGACACCCCUACCCCUCGCGGGAACACGCAAAUCUAGGGGUAUGGCUAAGGGGGGGGUAUUGGGACGGGCCCUUUGUCAAUGGAGUCUGGCUUUGAAGUGAGCGUAGAUAAGUUUCACUUUCUGCCCAGCUUCCUUUCACAGAGGGCGAUCUGUUUGGGAGGUACUGAGCAUACGACUGGAUAAAUGAGACUUGGAUUGUAAUGCACGAGUUGUAUAAAAGGUUUUCAAACUGAUUGAUAUUGAUAUACUUUGCUUGUCAUUAAACGCAGUUGUGGGUGAAUUCAGUUUAAGAAUUUUCUCAGUUUUUGAAUUCUUCAAUCACCGUAGGCUUGUGGAUACAAACAGUUUCCUUUACGAAUUCAACGUAAUACGAGGUGAUUAAUUCAUGUAUAAAUGAUCAUUUGGAGGGUGAAGUUUUCCUUUAACAUUUCUGACCAACUUGCAUAAUUGCUAAAAAAGUUCUGCCAUUUUUAAAAUGUCUUCGUCUUGUUCUGUGCUUGUGUCGCCCUUUAACUACUGGCUACACUGCCCCCACGAUUUUUUGUAGUACUGCUUCAUUUCAUCUGCACUGUAAGCUUUCAUAAAACAUGCUCAAAUAUGGAGAACAUGAAUUCAGAGUACGGACAGAAGUCUGUGUCUGUAUACCUCUCUAAUGUUGAACAUUAAUGAGCCUUAAUGGAUACACUCAUUGUUACCUGACAAAACUGUUCACUCACAUAAACACCAUUAUUUGAGAUUAGGUUAUUUUUGGACUCCAGUGCCACGUAACUGACAAGGUUAAAGAGCUUGUACAGUUUGGCAUCUGUAAAACAGGAUUCUUUUUUUUUUUGCUGUUCAUUUCCCUGAAAUGACUAAUAGAGAGGGUCAUGGAAAGCUGACCUGAGCUGAGCUGAGGGAGUGUGUUUGUUGAUGCUUCACUGUUGUGCGAGUGCAUGUGUGGGGGACGUUGCCUGCAGUUGUUUUGAUUUUUGCUGUUUCUGUGAUGUGGUCAUUAGCUUAGCUUGGAUGUUAGGAAUUACCAGGGAUUGUGAAAGAACAGUUUAUAAUACUGUAUGUGGCUUUAAUACUUGUUGUUAGUGAGUUACUACUCUAAGUUGUGAAUAAAAAGUCAGCUUACUUAGGUUUCACUCACUUUUAUGAUUAAAGUAUCCAUCAAACAAUACCAUAAAAUUAUUACAAUCGUGAAAUAUAUAUAGAUCUGUGGCAGAGAAAAUAAGUCAUGCUGCGGCCUUGAAUUCAAUAUGGGUUCAAUGUAAGUAAAAAAACACAAAGGAUUUCUGAGCUACUUCCUGAUGACUGUGUUUCUAAACAAACAGCCAUUAAACGUAAUUCUUUUUGACUAUGGUACAUGUGAGGCUAAUU